AUGAAGUUGCAGCAUGGAAAGACCAAGUCUGGCUCUGCAUCUCUUGAUGGGUCAUAUGACACUUGCAUUAAGAAGGAUGGUGACGCCUCUGGUUUGGAGGAAAGUUUUGACGAUACAACGCCAACGAUAAGUGGAAAUUCAUCUCAGGAUUCGACGUAUGCUGAAAGAAGCCCAAAAGAAGACGAUAUUGAAGGGGUGUUGGAUUCGGUGGUGGAAAAAUUGCAGGCUGAAGAGGAAAACACAUUUAUUAGGAAAGAUUCUUCUGAAAUAAAAGAAUCAUUGACGGCGCCAAUUAUAUGUUGCAAAAAUGAAGAAACCAUCAAUGAAGUUGUAACUGAAGAGCCAUUGAUGCCACAAGAAAGCGCUACCGAGGCUUCUAUUAGCAUUCUGAACUAUGAUAAUCAUGAUGAUGAUGAUGAUAAUGAUGAUAGAAGUGCUGAUAGGAGAAGUAACUGCGCAUCAGUAAAUUUUGACAGCAAUAGAACUCGAGAAAAUUUGUUAGAAUCUUCAGGGGAAAAUAAUAACAAUAUUGAAGAAGGUUAUGCUCCUCCAAAGAAGGUUGAAGCCGCUGUACAAACAAUCCCUGACUGUUCCAUUGAAACUGUUGCCAGAUCAUGCCAAACUACAGAAUCAAUUUGGAACAUGAACUUUUGUGAUGGUUGCAAAAGAAAUAAUGGCAAGGUGACGAAAAACAUUUUUGAAUUAGUGAAAAAGAACAUAAAAGAUGCAGUAAGGUUUAAACAGUCAAGCAUGCUGGUUGACGAAGAAGCCAAAACAGAGUCGAAAUCAAAGAAAUACUCAGUAAAAUUUACCGCAUUUGGAUCGUUAGAAAAAGCAGAUGGUAACAGCAUUUCUGCAGCUGAUAGUAGCAUGGGAAUAAAAAUUAGGCGACUUGAUUUCACGCCUGUGUGGUCACGUGUUUGUGAUGAACUGGAUGAGGCUGCCUUCAAUGAAAGUUUCAUUGACUCUCCAGUGAAACGAAAGAAUAUGCAAUCACAGGGAACCAGGAAACGAAAACGUGGAAAGAAUGUUGCUUCCAGCAGGAAGCAUUUAAGUAGAAGAGUAAAUGAAGAAAAGAGUCAGGGUAGUGUCAUAGAUUCUCAAGAAGCUGAUUUCGAUGGCGCUCAUUCGCAAGAAACUGAUGACGAAACUAGAAAACGUUUUGAUGGAGAUAAAGAAAGCUCUUCAGGGAUCGUCAGUCAAGAGACAGAGGUCAGCCGUGACGUCACAGACGUGGUUAACGAAAAGGCUGAACUCUGCGCAGAGAGUUGCAAGGAGCAAUCAAACCCUGUUGAAGGAAAAGAAAUAGACGAUGUUGUACCACCAACGCCUCCAUCUGAGCUUCCGUUGAACGAUACAGUUUACUCAUCUAACAGAUCCGUUCUGUCGAAAGUUUUGCAAAAGGGAGGCAAAACCAGACUUAUCACAGACGACAAAAGAGAUGCAAAGCUUCCUCUAAGUAAGGUAGAAAACAUUUCAAAUGAAAUAUCCUUGUCUUCCGUUAUUCUAGAUGACGUUUCUGAGAAUGGCAGUCAGAAUAUGUUUAUGAGUGGUAUAAAGGGAAAUCAGUCUAUAUCGAGAAACAGUCAGGUUGUUUUAGAGAGCCAAGAAGACGGGCCAAAGACGCCUAAUGUGAAAUGUGGUGUGAGUGAAAAGCCAGGAAGAGACUGCUUGGUGCCAGACGAGGACAAUUCAGUAGAAAAGAGACAAACAAGACGCGUAACGUUGAAGCGGAAAGCCAAGGGACCAAAAAUUGGAACAGAUAAUGUAACCAAAAAACAAAAACUCGAGUCGAUUUGUGAGAAUGUUAACACUGACUCACAAAAUGGCAAUUUAUCGGGUAAAAGCAUUGCAUCUAAAAAAGUUUCUAGUUUCCAAACGGAUUCCCUUUAUGACAUUGAUUCACAAAUCCUAAUCGGUAGUGAAAACCCCAGUGGAUUAGGUCAGAAUACAGAAAGUAGCGCAGAAGUCAGUAAAAAGUCCCAAGAGACAUUAGUUACAACUGGAGAGCAUGGAAGCAUUGUUGGACAGCACGAUGCUCCAUUUUUGGUGACAGAAAGCAGAAUAGAUAUUUCAUUUAACGACAGCCCGAUUGAUAUUGUAAAUUCUCAGAAAACAAACAAUUGUGUCAAAGAUAAUGAUUUUCAGAAUUCAGCACAAGGUAACGAAGAGCAAAAUGAUAGGAACCAGGAGGGAGUACUGAAUAACAACGAGUUCACCCAGGAUAUACCCAGCAGUAUCUUGGCAACUAGCAAUGAUCAAAAUACCGCCGAUGAACUAGCGGACACUUGUCUAGAGGAUGUGCCAUUGAAAAAGGAAGAAUUUCCACUUGAAGAGGAUGAAUGUAUUAAUGACGCUGCCAUUCUAUUUGACAGUAAUGAAGAAGUUGACGAAGGAGUUGGCGGAGGAGUUGGCGAAAGAGUUGAUGAAGGAGUUGACGAAAGAGUUGACGAAGGAGUUGACGAUGAAGUUGAAGAUGCUGCGAUGGUCAAAGCUAAAGAAAAUGGGAACAAUGAAGAAGCUUACGAGCUUUGUGGAGUAAAGCGCGCUGGCAAACAGUCUACUGCAAGGGCAGAGCAAUUCAGUUGCCUAGAUGACGAUGAAAAGGAUUUGUUUGCAUCUGAUGAAGAAGAUCUUAUCGAGGAGGAAGAUGCUGCCCAUGAAGAAGCGGGUACUACAAUUGAGGGAAGGACAGCUGAACCGAAGAACGAUGACCCGGAGAAGAAAAACACAUCUGAUUUUAAAAGCUUGGUAAGGAGGUUUUCAAAAAAGGGAUACGAAGAAAACGAGGCUGAAGAAAGCUCAGAAGAAGAACCUGAAUUUAUCAAACCUUCUCCUGAGCGUUAUCUCGAAAACAAUACUUCCAUUAAGAUGAAACGCCAUUAUGCAAGUGAGGCUGGCUCUGAGCUAGUCUUAGUUAAAAACACAGAGGAGAUCACAGAUAAUUGUGAGUAUGAAAGUCCCCCGUCGCCAACACCACCCCCUAGGAUAAAGAAGAAAAAGACCUCUCCGCAGUUCCAAGAGACGAUGGAAAUGCUGAAGAAACUUGCGGCCAAAAAUGAUAGGCCUAUGCUCAUAGAAAAAGUUGACGAUGCUACAGUUCCCCACAAAGUAAAGCCUAAAGCAGCAGGAGAUGUUGAAUCACUCUCUGUUAUGACUGGAGUGAACAUCAAUACUCGAAAAACUGAGAAAGCAGAAGGCUGCCACGCAAAGAACUUCCGAAAAACCACAGAAAACGCCCUUUUGCCUUUUACAGGUGCCAGCGAGCGGUUCCAGCCAGGGAAAGGGCAAGUGGAUAACCACGAAUUCAUGCGGCAAAAUACACCAAAUCGCGGUGAUGCACAUGCUGUCAAUAAGAUGACUGACAACAAGUUAACUGUUGUCCCACAAUUGACAGUCAAGAGAGAAAUCGUCACCACACCAAAGUUAAAGUCUGAAAGUCAAUUGAGGGAUAGAGGCAAUCUGAACACUGUUGGUGGUUCAUUUGAAAGUCCAGCAAGGACACACAAGACACCAAGCGUGCUUGUUCCGUCAAGACUGAACAGAAGGCAAAUGGUUUGUUGCAAGGCUCUAGCAGAUAAAAUAGGCUGCAAGUUUUCAACAUCUUUCAUCGACGGCGUUUCGCAUUUAAUCAUGGGAACUGACGAAAACUUUGCCAUCGAUCGGUUUGCUUACACUUACAAAUACUUGAUGGCCUUAAUAACUGGUUCAUGGAUCGUGAGUUUUAAAUGGGUGACAUCCUCUUUGAAUGCUCAAAAAGUAGUUGAUGAGGCACAAUAUGAAGUGAAAGGUGACAUUUCCUCAAAUCAUGAAAUGGUACCCAAGCUUGCGAGGAAUUCAAAGCAAAGGAAGGAUUCGCCGCUAUUUACUGAUCUUACAUUGUCACUUGUUGGGGAUUUCCAAACAUGCAACAUGACUAGAGAGCAACUCGCCCAGCUACUGGAAAAAGGUGGAGCAGUAGUCAUGUUUGAAUUACCCAAGUCCAUACCAUCGAAGAACUUUCUGCUAAUCACGGAUUCUGAAGACAUUGAAGGCUUUAAAAGUCAAUUUAUCGAAGCAAAUAUUCAGCCAGUUCAUUACCAAUGGAUAACGGAGUCUAUUAUCAACUAUAAGGUACAAAAUCCCGCGGAAUUUCUCAUAAAUUUAUGAAGACUAUGCAUUUCUCAACCUGCAGUUUAUUGUAAAUAUUAGCAUACAAAUUUUUCAUUUUUGUAAAUUCAUACUGAUAAGGUUUUGUUUCGUUGCUUAAGUCUACGCAUACUGCUUUUAGUAAUGUUUUAACAAAUAAUAGCGCGGCUAAUUUUAAUAUCAAAUCAAAUAAUGACAUCCCUACAAAAUA
Rhopilema esculentum is the source of this 4339-nucleotide messenger RNA. RefSeq lists its product as uncharacterized. Gene Ontology annotation, biological process: positive regulation of transcription by RNA polymerase II; double-strand break repair via homologous recombination. Gene Ontology annotation, cellular component: BRCA1-BARD1 complex; BRCA1-A complex. Gene Ontology annotation, molecular function: metal ion binding; ubiquitin-protein transferase activity. NCBI's taxonomy places the organism in Eukaryota, Metazoa, Cnidaria, Scyphozoa, Rhizostomeae, Rhizostomatidae. The record is from RefSeq and is a predicted model, not a curated record.